CACACACACUGCCUGCGCUUCCAGUACAAGCAUGCUCGCCGGAUGCUUGGACCGAAUCUCGUCGCCUUCACCUUCUCUGUGAGCUGACCUUGACUGCCUCUUUCAAUUCCACAUCUUUUUAUUUUAUUUUAUUUUAUAAUUCCUGCGCUGUACCCGCGUCCUCCAUGGCUUCCUCGGACGACAAAUGCAUGCUGCACAGAGGCAGGUCUCAAAGUGACCCGAACAUCCUCAGCGAGUCGGGCAUCGACUCCACACACAGUGCAGAUGUGAUGGAGCAGCAGAGGGUGAUACGCUCCAGCUGCCUGGUGAGUGGUGUGCACACUCCUCCCAUCCGCCGUCACAGCAAGCUGGCUACGCUGGGGCGUCUCUUCCGGCCUUGGAAGUGGAGGAAAAAGAAGAAUGAGAAGAUGAAGCAGAGCUCCACAGAUGUGGCCUUGGCCAGUGGCCUCCACUCUCUGAAUAUCAGCUCUCCCAUUCAGAGUGUUUCGGACGCAGAGCUCCGGUUACCUGGCUCGCAUGGGCCUAUCCUCAGCAUCAGCAGCAUGGAGUAUCUCAGCUCAGAACAUGAGCAUCUGCCUACUGUCCCUGAUUCCAUAGAAGAUGGUGCAACAAUAGAAGAGCCUAACAGCACUGAGGAUGAGGACGACGAGGAAGAGGAGGAAGAGCUCAUUCCUGUAGAUAACGAUGAGUGCAGAGAUGUUAAUACAGAGGAAAGAGAGGAAGAUGAAGACGAAGUGCCUCAAAGACGGUCUCCUCUGAGUAAUCAUUGCAUUCAGGUCGCUCAGCUUAACACUGAGGAAGACCCUGCUAGCUUCACUCUCACAGCAGUGCCUCAGCCCAACACAUUUCUCCCUAAAGAGGUGCCCAGGAUCCCAGAAGGCCCUAGUCCUGUACUUCUCCGAGGGCCUUUUUCCAAUGCAGUGAGUUCACCUCAUAUAGGAACACUGCAUCCUCCUUUGCCCCCUAGCAGUAUAAUUGAGGAACUGCACCGUGCCCUGGCAACCAAGCUUCGGCAAGAAAGUAUGGAGCGAGAGUCAAGUGGGGAGGUGGAAAUCAGGAAAGAGGCAGAGGAGAAUAAAGAGAACAUGAGACAAAGCAACUGCUUCACUGAUGCCUCAGGAAUCAUAUACGACAUCGACAGCUGGAACGAGUCUGUCAUUUCUGGCACACUGCCAAGGCGAAUGAGAAAGGAGCUGCUGGCUGUGAAGCUGCGGAAUCGGCCCAGCAAACAGGAACUGGAAGAUAGGAACAUCUUCCCUGUGCGCAGUGACCAGGAGAGACAGGAAAUUCGCCAGCAGAUUGAAAUGAAGCUUGCCAAGAGACUCAGUCAACGGCCGGCCGUUGAGGAGCUUGAGAGCCGAAAUAUCUUGAAACAGCGUAAUGACCAGACAGAGCAAGAGGAGAGGAGAGAAAUCAAACAGAGGCUAAACAGAAAGCUGAAUCAGCGGCCGACAGUCGAUGAACUGAGGGAGAGAAAGAUCCUGAUUCGCUUUAGUGACUAUGUAGAGGUUGCUAAAGCCCAGGAUUAUGACAGAAGAGCCGACAAGCCCUGGACUAGACUGUCUGCAGCUGACAAGGCUGCCAUCCGGAAAGAGCUGAAUGAGUUCAAAAGUACUGAGAUGGAGGUUCAUGCAUCAAGCAAGCACCUAACAAGGUUUCACAGGCCGUAGAAGCGGGUUUUCUUCUGUGAAGAAAGUUAAAAUAGACAUACUGUGGCGAAAUCCUGGAGAUGACGUCAUCCAUGGGAAGUUAUCUUUCCAGCUUUCCUGGUCUUGGGUGCAUUGAAUGACAGAAGCUCCAAAGCAGGGGCACAGCACCUUGAGGAGAGAGCAGCAGCUGUGGACCUCCGCUCUGCGGCUGGAGAAGAGGGGCCAUUAUGAAAGGAUUUGUGAUGUUAAAACUGAGUUUUUAAUUAACUGCUGAAAGAAAUCAACUCUGAGUGAAAGUUUGUGUGCAUGUGAGAUCCACUUUAAUGGAAAGAAGAAGAAGAAGAAGAAAAAAAGAGUCACUUAAGAGGUGUAAAGCCUAUUAAUUAAAGUGUUUCAUAUCAAAUGUACAAAAUGCAGUCUGUUCAAACAACAGAGUGGUUAAUGUCUUUAUUUGGGGGAAAAAAAAGAGAGAAUAAGACUUUUACGCAAUUUGACUUUAGAACACGCUGAAAAUGCUUCGUCUUAUUUUCAGUUACGAGGGUCCAGAGCCCCUGACUUUCACCUUACAUGGUGUAGUACUGACAGGUUCGUUUUAAUGGUGGUAAGCAGCCCAAACAAUAUCACAUGUGCCAAUACUUUACUCUUAAUGAAUCUUUUUUGAAUUCACAAAAGGUGCCCUACAACACUCAUGACUGCUGGGGUGUACACGCUCUAGAACUCUAAAGGGUUGGUUGACUUUUCCCUCUGCAGGAGCCCAUAGGUUAUACACUAUAUUGCCAAGCGUUUUGGGACACCCCUCCAAAUCAUUGAAUUCAGGUGUUGGGCUCGGCCCCUUAGUUCCAGUGAAAGGAACUCUUAAUGCUUCAGCAUACUAAGACAUUUUGGACAAUUUCAUACUACCAACUUUGUAGGAACAGUUUGGGGAUGACCCCUUCCUGUUCCAACAUGACUGUACACCAGUGCACAAAGCAAGGUCCAUAAAGACAUGGAUGAGUGAGAUUGGUGUCCUGACCUCAACCUGAUAGAACACCUUUGGGAUGAAUUAGAGCAGAGACGGCAAGCCAGGCCUUCUCGUCCAACAUCAGUGCCUGACCUAACAAAUGCGCUUCUAGAGGAAUGGUCAAAAAUUCCCAUAAACACACUCCUAAAGCCUUCCCAGAAGAGUUGCAGCUGUUAUAGCUGCAAAGGGUGGGCCAACUCCAUAUUACAUUCAUGCGCAUGUAAAGGCAGACGUCCCAAAACGUUUGACAAUAUAGUGCGUGUAGAACAGACUUUACCUUUACAAAAGGCUUCAUAUAUAAACCCUUUAGAAAACAGGAACCAUUAUCUAUCCAGUGAACUAUUGAAGAAUCCAUUGUAGUCUAAACUGUCAGGACAUAAGCUCAGAGUGAGAAUUUAUAGACCCAGAAAUCCAUCAAUUUACACACAACCUGUGAACUCAUCGUCCAUACUGCAGUGUUGUAGUAAUAAUGACAUUAGAUAUUGAUUCAAUUUAAUAAGUUGGAGAUUGCAC
Messenger RNA from Hemibagrus wyckioides, 3162 nucleotides. It is a transcript of the gene phactr3a, whose product is annotated as phosphatase and actin regulator 3a. Lineage: Eukaryota; Metazoa; Chordata; Actinopteri; Siluriformes; Bagridae. The record is from RefSeq and is a predicted model, not a curated record. Gene Ontology annotation, biological process: actin cytoskeleton organization. The coding region runs from base 165 to 1670 and encodes 501 amino acids. Gene Ontology annotation, molecular function: actin binding. The transcript has 12 exons.